This is a messenger RNA of Boleophthalmus pectinirostris (great blue-spotted mudskipper), 10518 nucleotides long. RefSeq names its product cubilin (intrinsic factor-cobalamin receptor) (gene cubn). Lineage: Eukaryota; Metazoa; Chordata; Actinopteri; Gobiiformes; Gobiidae. Gene Ontology annotation, molecular function: calcium ion binding. The transcript is spliced from 66 exons. The record is from RefSeq and is a predicted model, not a curated record. The annotation marks the transcript as partial.
UGCUCUGGAUGCUCCUGGUGGUUCUUCUGGUGGAACUUCAGGGAGAGCUGAAAAACGGAGAAAGAGGAGAGGAGAGAGCAGGCAUCCCUGACCAACCCCGCAUGCUGUCAGAGGACGGGCAUCUGGUGUUCAGCCCAGCGAACAGCAAAGACAUCUGCUUUAAGCCCUCUGCAUUAGGCCGCGUGAAGGUGGGCGACGAGGACCUCACCUCGCUCAUAAUACAGAUUAAAUCAAACAAAGCAGAUAUCGACAACAUUAAAGCCAAUGGAGGACCAGUGCCCCCAGAGGUCACCACCAAACUGAACCAGCUCAGCACCAAGGUCACCACACUGGAGACCAAAGUCUCCAGUCUGGAGAUGACGGUGCAGAGGGUCUCCUGCAGCAGUAACCCCUGUCAGAAUGGAGGCACCUGUCUGAACCUGCUGGGCUCCUACCACUGCCUGUGCCCACUCAACUGGGCGGGCACAAACUGUGACACAGAUGUGAAUGAGUGUCAGACGUUGGCAGGGACUCUGAGCGGCUGUCAGAACGGAGCCACCUGUACAAACACGCCCGGAGCCUUCUCAUGCAGUUGUGCUCCUGAGUGGAGCGGGACCCUGUGCACCCAGCGCUAUGACGACUGCAGGAACACAGGCCAGGAUCUGUGUGUGCACGGGACCUGCAUCGAUGCAGACCGCAUCACGCCCGGACAGCCCAGGUACCAGUGCAUCUGUGAGCCUGGCUGGGACUCUCCUGCGGGGAACCCAGCCUGUGUGGCUGAUGUGGAUGAGUGCAGUCUGCCCAACAAGCCCUGCUCCUCCAACCCCCCUGUGGAGUGCUUCAACACACAGGGCUCCUUCUACUGUGGGGCCUGUCCUGCUGGCUGGCAGGGGAACGGCUACAGCUGUCAGGACGUGGAUGAGUGCAGCAUUAAUAACGGCGGCUGCUCCACCUCUCCUCUGGUGCAGUGCCUCAACACGAUGGGCUCCUUCCACUGUGGCUCCUGUCCUCCUGGUUAUGAGGGCGAUGGUAGAACCUGCACCCAGAGCAACAUCUGUGAGACCAACAAUGGAGGCUGUUACCCACUGGCCACGUGCUCCUCCACUACAGGCUCUAAUCUGCCCAUCUGCACCUGUCCCCCCGGUUACACUGGCAAUGGCUAUGGACCCAACGGAUGCACCCAGAUCAGCAACAUCUGCCAGACCAACAACCCCUGUGUCAACGGCCAGUGUGUGUCGACCAGCUCGUCUCAGGGGUACCAGUGCAUCUGCAACCCGGGCUGGGCAGGACCGCACUGCGACCAGAACAUGGACGAAUGCUCCAGUGUCCCUUGUCAAAACGGAGGGACAUGUGUGGAUCAGGUCAACGGCUUCACCUGUACCUGCCCCAGCCAGUGGACCGGGCCCCUGUGCCAGACCCCACAGCAAGAGUGUGGUGGUGUCCUGACCGGCCCAGCUGGCUCCUUCAGUUAUCCCAACAACCCUGGUAAUGACGAGUACGAACAUAUGGUCAGCUGUGCCUGGGUCAUCCGCACUGAACCUGACAAGGUUUUGCGCAUCACCUUCCCAUACUUUGACUUGGAGGCCAGCUUCAACUGUAACGCAGACUUCCUCCAAAUCCACGACGGGGAGAGCGCAGGGGCAUACAUGAUUGGACGAUACUGUGGUCAGAACAAUCCCAACACCCUGGCCAGCUCCCACAAUGCAUUGUACUUCUGGUUCAGAUCAGACCAUGCUAUCAAGAAAGGAGGCUUCACUGUGAUGUGGCAGUCUCAGGACCCAGUUUGUGGAGAUGAACUGAUUGCCCCCUACGGCAGCAUCAACUCCCCUGGUUACCCUGGUAACUACCCCCCAUCUCGGGACUGUUACUGGAGGGUCUCAGUGGACCCUGGCCUGCUCAUCACCUUCGCCUUUGGGGUCCUGAGUCUGGAAACCCACCCUGACUGCAACUAUGACUUUCUGGAGGUGCGUGAUGGCCUGCUGCCUGAAGACCCUCUCCUGGGCCAGUACUGCAGCACCUCAUCACCGCCCCCUGUGGUCACCACUGGACCCAGCGCCUGGAUCCACUUCCACUCAGACAACAUUAUAUCGGACCGGGGCUUCCACAUCACCUACACCACCUCUCCAAGUGACCCGGGCUGUGGGGGCACCUUCACAGACUCUGAGGGCAUCAUCAUCUCUCCAAACUGGCCCAACGACUACGCCCACAACAGCCAGUGUGUUUACGUCAUCCGCCUGCCCCAGGGGGAGAGGGUCACCCUCAACUUCACCCAUAUGAACCUGGAGCAGCACAGCAGCUGCGUCUUUGACUAUGUGGAGGUGCGGGACGGCCUCGUGGAGACGUCCCCUCUGAUCGGUCGAUACUGUGGGAGUGUGCUUCCUGCUCCCCUGCUGUCCUCCUCGAGUGCUCUGUGGGUGCGCUUCAGGUCUGACAGCUCUGCAAGUCAUGCGGGCUUCAGGGCCGUCUACUCUGUGGUGACCUGUGGGGGGGUACUGUCAGGCACAGGCCAGAUCCGCUCCCCUCUUCACCCAAGCUCCUACCCCCACAACAAGGUGUGUGAGUGGGUCAUCAGCCAGCCCCAGGGAUACUUGGUCACCCUUAACUUCCUGUCCUUCAGCGUAGAGGACCGCUGUCAGUACGACUUUGUGCAGGUCCGUGACGGCUCCUCGUCCAGUGCUCCUCUCCUCGGGACCUUCUGUGGGGUGGACAUCCCUCCCAGGCUGCAGUCCACCCAGAGGUCCCUGUAUGUGCGCUUCCAGACCGACUCCUCUGUCAACAACCACGGCUUCCUGGCAGAAUACGGACGCGCCAUAGAAGGUUGUGGAGACACCAUGACCAGCCCGAGCGGAGUGAUCGUAAGCCCAGGUCACCCCAGCACCUACCCCCAUGGAGCCAACUGCACCUGGUUCAUCAGUGUGGCCCCCGGGAACCUGAUCCGCCUCUCCUUCGACUCCUUCAACCUGGAGUACCACACCAAUUGCAACUUUGACUACGUGGAGCUCUACGACAACGGCACCGUGGAGACCGGCACCAAACUUGGACGGUUCUGUGGUCGCUCCGUGCCACCCUCCGUCACCAGCACCGACAACUUGCUCACCCUGCUCUUUGUGUCCGAUCACUCUAUGUCCACUCAGGGCUUCUCCGCUCGAUACGUGUCCAUCAACGCCACCACUGACUGUAGCGAGUCCUUCACCUCGUCCACCGGUUCCUUCUUCUCCCCAAACUACCCGAGCUACUAUCCCAACCACAGGGACUGCUACUUCACCAUCACUGUGCAGCUGAACCUGCAGAUCAUGCUCAACUUCACAGACUUUGAGCUGGAGGGCGCCCCACCGUCCUGCGGCUCUGACUUUGUGGAGAUCAGGGACGGAGGCUACGAGACCUCUCCUCUGAUCGGGAGGUGGUGUGGCACAAACAGGCCCCCAGUGCUGGUCUCCCAUAGCAACCGGCUAUGGAUUCGAUUCCGCUCAGACGCCACAAAUACACAUAAAGGAUUCAGCGCACACUGGGAUGGCACACAGAGCGGUUGUGGGGGCACUAUGACCUCGGCCUCAGGGGGCUUCUCCUCUCCAAACUAUCCUCUGCCCUACCACCCUAACGCAGAGUGCUACUGGAGCUUGAGGACCAGCCUGGGCAGCAAGCUCCUGCUCAGCUUCUCUGACUUUCACCUGGAGAACUCCAUCAACUGCACCUUCGACUACGUCGCUGUGUAUGAUGGGAACAGCAGCAGUGCUGUUCAGCUUGCUCAGCUGUGUGGGACUCAGGUCCCCAGCACCAUCUUCUCCUCCAGGAACCAGCUCUACGUCAAACUGAGGACAGACAGCACUGUGACCGCAGGCGGCUUCCUCGCCUCAUACUCCACCAAUUGCAGUGGGAUGCUCAUAGACAACCAGCACAAAGGUAUUCUGGAGUCCCUAAACUUCCCGAAUGAGUACCCUCUGAACACCUACUGCACCUGGACCAUCCUGGCCUCCCCCGGGAACAACAUUAGCUACUCCUUCAGCGCCUUCCACCUCGAAGGCACCUCAGGGUCCUCCUGCACCUACGACUAUGUCAAGCUGUACAACGGCCCAGACUCCCAGGCCCCUGAGCUGGGCAUGUUCUGCGGUAGCUCCCCUCCUGCUCCAGGCUCCACUUCCUCCUCUGCCCUCACUGUGAUCUUCAGGAGUGACAGCUCAGUGUCAUUCACCGGAUUUCAGAUGCUCUGGUCUCAGAUAGGUUGUGGUGGAGAGCUCCAUGGACCAGCGGGUUCUUUCCAAAGCCCCGGUUACCCAAACAAGUAUCCAGACAACCGCGAGUGUAUUUGGUACAUCACCACGGCAGCCGGCAGCAGCAUCACUAUCACCAUCCACGAGUUCAACAUAGAGUACCACCCGGACUGUAACUAUGACCUGCUGGAGGUGUAUGGGGGCCCAGACCUUCAGGCUCCUCAGCUGGCCAAACUAUGCAGCACCACCUCCAGCCCCAUGCAGUUGUCCAGCACCGGCAACACAGUCACCGUUCGCUUCAAGUCCGACCAGUACGUCAGCGGCAGGGGCUUCAACGCCAGCUGGGUGGAGGUCCCCGGAGGCUGUGGAGGCCCCAUCACCGCCCCCUCUGGAGAGAUCCACUCCCCCUCGUACCCCGGAUCUUACCCCAGCAACGUGGACUGUUCCUGGGUCAUCAGUGUGGACCCCAACCACCGUGUGCUCCUCAACUUCACCGACUUGGACAUCGAGUUCCACAGCAACUGCUCAUGGGACUAUGUGGAGAUCCAUGAUGGCCCCACAUUCUCCUCCCCUCGCCUGGCUCAUAUGUGUGGCUCCACCCCCCCUCCUCCCAUCACCUCCACCUCCAACACCAUCUCCGUACGCUUCAGGUCUGACGCCAGCCGGAACCACCGUGGCUUCAAGGCCUACUUCUCUGAGGCCUGUGGAGCCUCCAUCGUGACGGACAAUGUGGGCGGGGCUAUAGCAUCGCCCCGUUACCCUUCUUCGUACAGUUCAAACCUCAACUGCAGCUGGAUCAUCAAAGCCGUGGAGCCCUUCAACCACAUCACCCUGUCUUUCACUGACUUCGAGCUGGAGUCUCACCCAAACUGCUCCCAUGAUGUAGUGCAGAUCAGGGAUGGGGACAGCUACCAGGCUCCUACUGUGGGCUCUUAUUGUGGCAGAGAAGUCCCUCACCCAGUCACCUCCUUCAGUAACGCGCUGGUGGUCUCCUUCAUCACCGACAGCAGUGUGUCUAAGAAAGGUUUCAGAGCCACAUACACGGCCUCCACCUCCAGCUGUGGAGGGGACAUGGUCAUGGAGACAGGAGCUUUCAACAGUCCGAACUACCCAGACCCCUACCCCCCCAAUGUGGAGUGUGUGUGGACCAUCAGGAGCUCUCCAGGGAACCACCUCCAGCUCUCCUUUGUCCUGUUCAGCCUGCAGGGCGGCGCCGGCUGUGGCAGUGACUUCCUGGAGAUCCGAGAGGGGAACUCGUCAGGGCUGCUGGUGGGGCGCUUCUGUGGGGAUGCCCUGCCCUCUAACUACACCUCUGUGGUGGGACACGUGCUCUGGAUCAAGUUUGUGUCUGAUGGAGCGGUCAGUGGAGCUGGAUUCAGAGCCACCUUCUCACACUUGUAUGGUAACGAUGUGACCGGGAAGGAGGGCCAGAUCGCGUCCCCGCUCUACCCCAGGACCUACCCCUACAAUGCACACUACCAGUGGACCAUCACUGUGGACGGGGACAGCCUAGUGGAGAUCCGCUUUCUGGACAUCGACAUCGAGGACGUGGCUGAGUGUCACUUUGACCACCUCAAAAUCUUUGACGGCCCCUCAGAGCACUACUACCCUCUGGGCAUGUUCUGUGGCUUGCGUCUGCCUCCUCCUGUGCACAGCACCGGCAGCACCGUCACUCUGCUCUUUGAGUCUGACAUGGUGGUGGGGGGACGGGGCUUCCUCAUUGAGUGGAGGGCUGUCCAGAACACCGGGCCCCCACCCACCGUACCCCCAGGUGCAUGUGGAGGUAGCCUCACCACUGGGGACUCUCCGGGCUUCUUCUUCUCCCCGGGCUGGCCUGAUCCUUACCCCCAUGACAAGGAGUGCACCUGGAUUAUCCGCUCCACUGACUCCACCGUGGAACUCAACCUGCUCUACAUGGACAUAGAGGACUACCCCAACUGCUACUUCGACAGCCUAGUCAUCUACGAUGGUCCUAGCAGCCUAUCCCCCAUCCUGGCCACUGUGUGUGGGAGAGAGAUGCCAGGCUCACUGCACUCCUCUGCAGACUCCAUGUACAUCCACUUCUCCUCUGACAGCAGUGUGAGCGGCCGAGGCUUCAACGCGUCCUACUCCAGAGGUUGUGGGGGUCUUCUGCACUCAGACCGGGGCGUUCUCAGCAGCCCUCUGUACCCUCAGAACUAUCGUCCUAAUGCAGACUGCAGCUGGCACGUCAUGGUCACCCCGGGGUACAGGGUGUCUGUGCUUUUCCAGAGCCCCUUUCAGAUCCAAGGCUUUGGCACAGACUGCAGCACAGGGGACUAUCUGGAGCUGCGUAAUGGUCAGGACUCCUCUGCCCCUCUGCUGGCCCGCCUCUGUGGGGCCUCUCCUCCUGCUCUGCUCCAGACCACAGACAACCACCUGCACCUGCACUUCAAAUCUGACAGCUCCAACGAGGCCACUGGAUUCAAGCUCACCUUCGAAGCUCACAGCCAGGCAUGUGGAGGUCACGUCCAGCUGCACGAUGGAGACGCCCCCGGGUACAUCACGUCUCCUGGAUAUCCACAGAACUACCCCCAGAAUAUAGACUGUGUGUGGGUGAUCACUGUGCCCAACGGAGAAGCCGUGCGGCUUGACUUCGAGGACGAGUUCUACAUAGAGCACACCCCUGGUUGUGUGUACGAUUACCUGGAUGUGUUGGAUGGCUCGGACCUCAGCGCAGUGGAGCUGGCUCGUCUCUGUGGGAACACCUUGCCCUCCACUCAGCGCUCGUCGGGAUCCUCCAUGACCCUGCGCUUCCGAACGGACACCAGCGUCGCACACAAAGGCUUCAAGGCCCGCUACUCCAUAUCGACGUGUGGAGGCCGCUUCAUCGGACAGAGCGGCCUCAUCCACAGUCCAGGUUUCCCGGGGUCACAUUACCCUGAUGGCUCACUGUGUGAGUGGUACCUGGAGGGCCCCACUGGACACUACCUGACCCUCACAUACCAGACCCUCAACCUGACCACCUCCAGCGGCUGCUCCCAGGACUAUGUGGAGAUCAGAGAGUACAACGCAUCAGGUCUGCAGCUAGGCCGGCACUGUGGCUCCUCUGUCCCAGCUCCUAUGGACACCUCAGACAGCUUUGCCUAUGUGAAGUUUGUGAGUGAUGGAAGUGGGAACGCCCCCGGCUUCAGCCUCAUGUUUGAGGCCAGUGUGGAAGUGUGUGGUGGAGUGUUGAGCGCUCCCUCUGGAACCAUCACAUCACCGAACUACCCCAACCUGUACCCCCACAGCCGGCUGUGCCGCUGGGAGGUGGUGGCUAUGCCAGGACGCAGAGUCACCCUGACCAUCAACGACCUGCGGCUGGAAGCCUCCGGGACCUCCUGUGUGUACGACUAUGUGGAGGUGCUGAACGGGCUGGCUGCAGAUGCCCCUCGCCUGCAGAGGUUCUGUGGGAACGUCCCAGCUGGUACUCAGGUGGAGUCCUCUGGAAACAAAAUGGCUGUGUUAUUCAGGACAGAUGCCUCUGUGUCCAAUGGAGGCUUCAGCGCAUCCUACUCCACAGACGAGCCUGCAGUGUGUGGGGGUAUCCUGGGCAGUUCAUCUGGGGGAAACUUCACUUCUCCAGGGUACCUGGUCUCCAACUACAGCAGUAACCUCAACUGUGAGUGGCUCAUCCAGAACCACCACCACAUCAACUCCUCCAUCGUGGUGCUCAUCCAGGACUUACACCUGCAGAGCCACCAGACCUGUGCCAACGACUACCUGCAGUUCAGACUGGGUGAUGCCAGUGGAGAGCAGCUGGCUAAGUUUUGUGGACAGACCACCUCCAGUGUGCCCAUAGUGGUCUUCACCCCUCAGCUGUAUGUUCACUUUCAGAGUGACUCCUCACAGGAAGAUGUGGGCUUCAGGGCACAGUACUACUUCUCUGAGUGUGGAGGUUGGCAGAUGGGGGAGGGAGGGGUGAUCUCCAGUCCUAAUUACCCUGAUUUGUAUCCGGGCCCCAGCCGCUGUGCCUGGCUCCUGGAGGCCCCAGCAGGACACACUAUCACUCUCACCUUCACUUACUUCCACCUGGAGCCCCACUCCAUCUGCCGGUGGGACUCCCUCACCAUAUUUAAUGGGGGCUCACCUGGCUCACCUGUGAUUGGUCAGUACUGCGGGACCGACUCUCCAGGGACUGUCCAAUCAGGCUCCAACAAACUGGCUGUGGUCUUCCUGGCUGACCACACUGUGUCCACAGGCGGUUUUGUGGCCACCUGGUCAGCUGACUCAUCAGGCUGUGGAGGGGUGAUCCAUGCAGACAGUGGGACCAUCAAGUCUCCAAACUACCCGCAGAACUUCCCGGCCAACUCUGAGUGUCUGUGGCACAUCAUCGCUCACGAGGGGAACCACUUGCAGAUGAACUUCAGUCCAAACUUCCAGAUCCCAGACACUUCCGGCACCUGCAGCUCCAGCUAUGUCAAGGUGUGGGCAGGCCGUGCUCAGACCUCAGACGCCCUCUUGUCCAGCUCCUGUGGCUCUGUGGCCCCUCAGACUGUGGUGGCCCCUGGGAACCUCCUGACCACUCGCUUCCAGAGCACAGGGGCCAUAGGGAAUGGCUUCUCCGCCUCCUUCAGCACCAGAUGUGGAGCAGAUUUCUCAGCCUCUAAGGGCAAUGUGGUGUCUCCAAACUACCCCUCAGACUACCCCCUCAGAGCCAACUGUAACUACACCAUCUACUCAGGGGGGCAGAGCGUGGUGGUGCUCACCUUCAGAGUGUUCCAGCUAGAAGCUCACUCAUCAUGUGGUUACGAUGGUCUGAGAGUCUAUAGCCUGCUCUCCAAUGGCCCUCCCAUUGCCACAGUGUGUGGCUCCACCAUCCCGGGGCCCUUCUACACCCUGGGGCCCAUGCGCCUCAACUUCUACUCCGACUCAGUGAUCUCUGACACAGGCUUUAUGGCCCAGUACUCUGUUUAUGAAUGUGGAGGGUUCUUCAACAGCUCCUCUGGCACCAUCAGCAGUCCAGCCCACUCCCUCACAGACUACCUCCACAACAUCAACUGUUCCUACCACAUCAUGGUCCAGGACAACCGCGUCAUCGACCUCAAGUUUAACCACUUUAACCUGGAGGUGUCGUCAUCCUGUCGCUAUGACUUCGUGGCGGUGUACGACGGACCGGACACUGCGGCUCCUCUGAUGGGGACGUUCUGUGGCUCUGAGCUGCCUCCCAGUCUGAGGUCCUCCUCCAACCACCUGUACCUGGUGUUCAGGACAGACAGCUCCAUUAGCGGGGAGGGCUGGAGGGCCACCUACGGCCAGACUCUGGGGCCAGCUCAGGGCUGCGGGGGCUACCUGUCCAUGCCCAUGGGGAUGCUGGGCUCUCCAGACGUGGACUUAGACGGCCACUAUGAGCCUCUACUGGACUGCACCUGGAUCAUCGAGAUGCCUGUCAACAGAGCGGUUAACCUGAGCUUCACCUCCUUCGAGCUGGAGAGCUCCUCCACCUGCCGCUUCGACUACGUCAAGAUCUACGACGGGGACAGUAGUCACUGGCCCCUCGUGGGGACCCUGUGUGGAAACUCUCUCCCCUCCUUCUUUGUGUCUAGUGGGAACUUCCUGACAGUGGAGUUUAAGUCAGACAGCUCAGUGGAGAGGGCUGGCUUCAACGCGACCUACAUGUCUGUGCCAUUGGCAUGUGGAGGGAUCCUGAAUGCGACCACGGCCGCGCAGACCCUGGCAUCGCCCUCCUUCCCUCAGCCCUACCCCCCCUUCACCUCCUGCCGCUGGGUGCUGGAUGCCCCCCCUCAGGAGACCAUUCGUGUGGCCGUGCAGAUCUUUGUACUCCAACCCAGCCAGAGCUGCUCCACUAACUACCUGGAGAUGAGGGACUGGCCUCUGGGAGAUUAUGGCCAGUCCCAUAAAUUCUGUUCUGCAGACUCACACCCUCCAGACUUCUACAGCGUGGGCAGAAGCAUCCACAUCAACUUCAAAUCAGACACCUACAUGACGGGCAACGGCCUGAGCCUCACCUAUCAGAUCGCAGGCUGCAGCAGAACCUAUGAACAGGAGUAUGGGUAUCUGAAGAGUCCAGGCUGGCCUGACAUCUACCCACACAAUCAGGACUGCACCAUCAUCCUCCGAGCUCCAGCCAACCACAUCCUCUCCUUCUUCUUCAACAGCUUCAACAUGGAAAACCACCCCCAGUGCUCCUCUGACUACCUGGAGGUGCGUAAUGGCAGCUCUGCAGAUUCUCCUCUCCUGGGGAAGUUCUGUGGCAGCACCGUUCCCAGCCCCGUGUUCCCUCAGUCCAACCAGCUGUACCUGCGCUUCAAGUCCAACUUCUCCCUCGCUCUGGACGGCUUUGAGGCCAGCUGGACCUCCUCCCCCCACG